Sclerotinia borealis F-4128 is the source of this 675-nucleotide messenger RNA. The record is from the annotation of a GenBank genome assembly. NCBI's taxonomy places the organism in Eukaryota, Fungi, Ascomycota, Leotiomycetes, Helotiales, Sclerotiniaceae.
AUGUCAUCUACUUGGGUACCACAUGGACACAUUCUCGACAAGGAUGUCGAGGAACCUUAUCAAAACGCAAAAGUUUCCAUCGAUGCAUUUGGAAAAGGACAUCAUUCGAUAAUCUUAAUUGAAGAUCUUUGCAGACUGACAUGGUUUCCACUACCCGAUUUCAAGUCUAAUUCUCAAAUUCCGCCAUCCUAUGAGGUUACGAAAGGUCCCAACAAAGCAAAAGUAUGCGAUCUCGUUACGCGAUCUCUCGACAAAACUCACAAAUGGUAUCUCUUCAGUUUUCACGAGGGAAAGGAAAAGCAAGCGCAAGUCGAUAAUUCUGCUGAGUCUGGGUCCACGAUUAAUAUCAAUAUCAAGGACCUCGAGAACCGGGCUCAGGAUUAUUGCAAGGAAUUUUUUGAUGUACAUCGGGAUGUGGAUUUGGUGUACGUGAAUACUUUUUCUGGCGUAUCUGUACGAUUCUGGAGUGUUCGUCGAGGUGAUGAGACACUGAGAGGUUUCUGGGGCGGUGAUGAAAAGGAUCAUUUUGAGCACUAUAGAGAUGUGGGACUCGAUGCGCAUUUCCACGAUAUUGAACGGGCGCUUUUGAGGAUGAGGCCUGUAUCAAUACCACCAGUUGGACAGGUAUUUUCUCAGAUUGGGACAGUGUCUUUAGGAGGGCUGUCGGUGACUUAG